AUGAGUGUAGAUCUUCGUGUAGGCAACCGGUUCCGACUCGGCCAGAAGAUUGGCUCCGGCUCGUUUGGUGAGAUCUUCCGUGGCACGAACAUACAAACAGGCGAUCCCGUGGCCAUCAAACUGGAGCAAGUGAAGACGCGUCACCCGCAGCUGGCUUUCGAGGCCCGUUUUUACCGCAUCCUCAAUGCCGGUGGCGGUGUUGUGGGUAUCCCUAACGUUCUGUACCACGGCGUUGAGGGUGAUUUCAAUGUGAUGGUGAUUGACCUUCUGGGGCCCUCACUUGAGGACCUCUUCAGUUUCUGUGGUCGGAGGCUUUCGCUCAAGACAACACUGAUGCUGGCGGAGCAGAUGAUUGCGCGCAUUGAGUUUGUCCACAGUAAGAGUGUCAUCCAUCGCGAUAUCAAGCCUGACAACUUUCUGAUGGGUACUGGUAAGAAGGGGCAUCACGUCUAUAUCAUUGACUUCGGUCUCGCCAAGAAGUACCGUGAUGCCCGCACACAUCAACACAUCCCAUACAAGGAGGGCAAGAGCCUGACGGGGACGGCACGUUACUGCUCCAUCAAUACUCACAUCGGCAUCGAGCAGAGCCGCCGCGACGACCUCGAGGGGAUCGGGUACAUCUUAUUGUACUUCCUGCGCGGCUCACUGCCGUGGCAGGGCCUCAAGGCGCACACGAAGCAAGAAAAGUACGCACGCAUCUCUGAGAAGAAGCAGACAACAUCCGUAGAGACACUCUGUAAGGGAUUCCCAAUGGAGUUCGCCGCGUACCUCAACUACACCCUCGGUCUUCACUUUGACUCGAAGCCUGACUACAGUUAUUUGAAGCGGCUCUUCCUGGAUUUGUUCGUUCGUGAGGGGUACCAUGUGGACUACGUCUUUGACUGGACUCUGAAGCGCAUCCACGACAGUCUACAGGAGGGUAAGUCUGAGCAGCAGGUGCCGAAGAAGUCCUCAGACAAACCUAAUGGUGAUGAUGCGGCUUAG
Trypanosoma grayi is the source of this 984-nucleotide messenger RNA. RefSeq names its product putative casein kinase. The record is from RefSeq and is a predicted model, not a curated record. The transcript has a single exon. Gene Ontology annotation, biological process: signal transduction; peptidyl-serine phosphorylation; endocytosis. Bases 1 to 984 code for a protein of 327 amino acids. Gene Ontology annotation, cellular component: nucleus; cytoplasm. NCBI's taxonomy places the organism in Eukaryota, Euglenozoa, Kinetoplastea, Trypanosomatida, Trypanosomatidae. Gene Ontology annotation, molecular function: ATP binding; protein serine/threonine kinase activity.